This is a messenger RNA of Frankliniella occidentalis (western flower thrips), 1071 nucleotides long. RefSeq names its product myosin light chain 1 (gene Mlc1). Gene Ontology annotation, molecular function: calcium ion binding. Lineage: Eukaryota; Metazoa; Arthropoda; Insecta; Thysanoptera; Thripidae. The record is from RefSeq and is a predicted model, not a curated record. The transcript is spliced from 6 exons. Bases 132 to 590 code for a protein of 152 amino acids. Gene Ontology annotation, cellular component: muscle myosin complex.
CCGCCCCCCGCUGUCCCCCGCUGCCCCCACCGGACAGCCCCUGGUGGGUCCCAGGGCACCGCCGGUCGCAGUCUCUUGAGUGUGGGGCACAUCAGUGGUUGCACAUCUCCCGCCGACCUCUCAUCUCCACAAUGGCCGCUGACCUGUCAGGAAAGGACGUUGAACGCGCCCAGUUCGUGUUCUCCAUCUACGACUCAGAUGGCACCGGUGCCGUCGACUGCUGCGAGCUCGGCGGUGUCCUCAGGGCCCUGAACCUGAACCCCACCUGCGCCACCAUCGAGAAGCUGGGCGGCACCAAGAAGAAGGGCGAGAAGAAGCUCACCCUGGACGAGUUCCUGCCCAUCUUCAGCGCAUGCAAGAAGGACAAGGACCAGGGCGUGUACGAGGACUUCCUCGAGUGCCUGAAGCUGUACGACAAGGCUGAGAACGGCACCAUGCUCGGCGCUGAGCUCUCCCACACCCUCCUCUCCCUCGGCGAGCGCCUGGAAGACAAAGAGGUCGAUGAGGUCCUUAAGGACUGCCUGGACCCCGAAGACGAUGAGGGCAUGGUCCAAUACGUUCCAUUCCUCAAGAAGCUGAUGGCGGCUUAAAUCAACAUUCUAAAGGAAGACACCUUUCUCCAGAGGAUGUGCGGUAAGAUCCCUCUGAAGGACGGCACCAGGGCAACCGGUGGCGAAUAAACACUGGCCACACCACACGGCCCACCCUGGGCCCUCUGCAACCGGCCGCACGCCGAACAACACCAAGAACAACAUCAACGCAACUCAAGGACUGUUAUACCAUCUGCAUUAUCGGGAUCGACAUUCAAAAAAAAGUUUAUAUUUCUUCCAACUAAUUAUUGUUAUUUUUUAUUUAUAAAUUAUUUUUCAUCAAACAUCUGUGAGAUUGUCCCACCUCCCUCGCCUCGCUUUGUGGCUGCCAACGGUUUCGAUCAAUUUGUGAUACGCAGGAGCUUGCCAUUUUUUGACCGUCGGGUCGGCAGCCACGUCGCCAAAAUUAAAAAGAACUGAAAAGAAGAGAACGUCAUUGUGGGGACACAAUAAAGUGUACAAAACCAUCCAUUUCUGAAAA